GCUGAGAACCAAUGUCUCCCGUCGGAGAUGGCACCCCCAGCCUCCUCCUGCAACAAGUAAAGGCAGGCCAGAGAGGCUCCUGGGAGGAGGAGGAGGAGGAGGAAGAGGAGGAGGGAUGGGGAGAGAGAGUGAGAGAGAGAGAGGGAGAGAGAGAGAGAGAGAGAGAGAGAGAGAGAGAGAGAGAGAGAGAGAGAGAGAGAGGUGGAGAUAAUACAGUGGGAUUGUCGGAGGACAGAAGAGCAGAGAGAGAAACCAUUUCUCUUCUCUCUCUGCUUUUCAUUCAGCGUCUCGUCUGGUCUCUGCUCCCCCGACGACCUUUCUGAUUCUGCUCCACUGGGAUUUUGUUUCUCGUGGAGUCCGACACAAACUUAAGGAAAAGAAGAAAAAGAAGAAGAGGAGUGAACUGUGAAGGAGGAACAGGCCAUGGCCUCCUGGUUCAGCUGGAAUGAGCCUUACUACCGGAGCCCCCGGCGGGACCCGGCAGACGUGGUCACCGACACCCUGAUGCUGGAGUUCAGCUGGCAGCUGAAGGAGGCCGAGAGGCAGCAGAAGGAGAGGGAGAGCGAGUACCGGCGCCUCAAGACCGGGGUGGACUACAGCUGGCUGGCCAGCACGCCUCGCUCCUCCUACAGCAUCACCACCGGCGAGAGGCUCAGCCUGGAGGACAUCUGCUCCAAGGUGCCGCCCUCCUGCUGCGGCCUGGUCAUUCUCAAGUUCAGGGAGGCCAUGCAGGCCAACGAGCCCGAGGUGCAGGAGGUGUCGGGCCUGUUCCGCUCCGUCCUCCUCGAGGCUCUGGACCACCUGAAGGAGGAGCAGGAGGCGCAGCGGCUCGCCCGCCAGUGGAACAACAAACGUGCCAUGAGCGUGUCCCUCGUGAACUUCAGGUCCCGGAUCAAGAUCAACCCCUUCGGCAGCACGGUGGGCCUGACCUCCUCUGCGGCCGAGGGCGCCGGGCUGAGCGACCUCAAGACGGUGUCCGAGGACGUGGAGAGAGGGAGGGAGAAGGAGCAGCGGGUGUGGAGCAUGCCCGACUUCAGGUACAAAGGAGCCAGCAGUAACAAGGUUGUUUGACAGUGGGGCCUUCAAGAGACGACAUUUUGAGGCGGGACAGAUGCUGACCUCCUGACCUCUGCUGCUGAACGUCCAGUUUGCAUCAGGCGACGGAGGAAGAGUCCCAUCAUCCUCCUGUUCUCUCAGUAUGAGAACACUCAGCAUUUCAUCUGCUGAAAGGAGGAUGUCAGAGCUUCUGUCACUGGACUUAACACUUGAAGGCGUUUCAAGGUUUCAGGAGAUAAUCACCUCUUCAUAUUUUGUAGAUUCUUUGCAUCUGAGCACUAAGAGAUAUUUACUGUAGCUUGGUUCCGAUGUUUAUCUCAUUUAAAGUCUUUCAUGUUGCAGGAGAAAAUGAUUGUGUUAAAUCAGACGACACGAAAUGCCUGAGAGGGGAAUGAUCUCCGAGGACAGAAUGUUUUGCAUGAGAUUUCUGUGUAUGUUGUUCAUCCAGUCAAAUUAUAGAUAAUAAUUCAUUUCCAACAUCAUUCAGAGACUGAGUCAUACUCUCUCCACUUUCUGUUCUCACUGCAGCAGCAGCACAGGGACUCUGCACAAUAAUCCAUGAUCCAAGGUCAACAAACUGAAAGCUUUCAUUCAGUGUUCUUCAUUUGUGUCUGAAAGGAAAAGACACAAAGAAACCAUCCCUAAAUGAUAUCAGAUAUUUUUUAAACCAAACAUUUCAUAGCAAAAUCUUUCCAGCAGUUUAUUGCUGAUUCUUGUCUAUCACACAGUAAAGUUCAACAGUACACGACACGUUUACUCCAUCCUUCAUAUAAAGCUUCCGAAUGGUUUGAUACAACGAGGGCGAAAUGGUGACUGUGUUUUGUUUUUCAGUUUAAUAAAAUAACUGAUACAUAACAGAAGUGACAGAAAUUGGGGAAUGAAUGUCAUGAGUUUGUCGUACAGUCAUCAAACACAACAUACGGGUAAGUUCUCCUCAUUUUAAACAGAAUGUACACAUCAAAAAGUAGAAUAUCAGUUCACACUGAUAACAGUGUGGUUCCCAUGGCCGAGUUUUACUGUGGAAACAUGACAUUGAGUUUCCUAAUAAAAAAAUACACAGUCCUAUACGUAGUAAAGUUGACGUAGUAAAGUAAGUGUUAGAAAUGAUUUUACUCUUUAAAGGAGAACUUCACCAAUUUUACACAUUAGCGUCUGUUUACGGGUCAUGAGAACUGAUGCAUGGAGGUCGUGUGGAAUCGGAUACAUUCGUACAAAUUAUAUGAUCCGUGUCAGCACCAGCAAAAACUGAAAAUUUGAAUAAUCUGGUGGUGGGAUCUCUGUAGCUUGGUCUGGACGGGGAUUUCUGACCCCCGCCUGAUGGGUCAGUGAAAGGUCGGACGCUCAGGUUGGGUUCGGACACACAAAACUGAUUUCCUGUCAGGUUAGAGUCGUUUACUUUUCUCCUCUGUUCGGACAGAAGAAUGUCACACUCAUUAUCUCUGCAUGUAGCUUGAGGUGCGAGGCCACAUUCGCCAUUUCUAGUUUGAAUAACAUAUCCAAUCUUCUCGAUCCAAAACUUUGAGAGGCCGAGUUACAAUGUGGGUAGCUAAGGUUUUGACAAUGAAGAAAUAUCAAUAACUUUUGCUUUGCAGCAAAAAGUUUGAUAAUUGAAAUAAACUGUUGAGUCUGAAGAAGUUAGUACAAUACUAAAUUGGUGGAGUCCUCUUUUAAAGCAGUGACCGAAUGUUAAACCACAUGUAAAGUUAUUACCUGGCUGAUGAGCCACUUUCACCUUCAUAUGAUCCAUUAGGCCACAGAUAAAAUUUCAGAUAACACCGCUCAACAUUUUCUCAUGUCUCAUGUCACAAACACUACCAGAGUAAAAGCUGAAGAAUUGGGCGUCUGGACAUCAGCGUCUCACUUCGCUGCGAGAACAGCAGCUCCUUCCCCUCCGUCCAGCUCAGUGCUGCCCCCAUGUGUUCAUUCAAGUUGUAUUCAUCAUCUCUUCCACAGAAAAAAACGUGACAUUGUUGUUGUCCUGCACUGCUCAGUCGUUGUUUCCUGAGUUCUGCUGACGUGCCUGAGCCUGACCACCACUUGUGGCGCACACAGUGGCAUCACACAGUGGAGUUCAAGAAGUCGAGAAGUUCUGCCCGAUUCUUAUCCCGCUAAAACAGAGAAGAAAAGGCAGAUGUGAGCCAAGACAAACGAUAAAUUCACAAACAAUACAAAGACAACUUCAGUCACUUCCUCGACAGAUUACCUGUUUGUCUUUCUUUGACUUCUUAACCUUCAUCUUGAUCUUCUUCCCUGAGAUCAUGCUGUACUUGCCUUUUUUCCUCUCCUUCAAGUACUGAAAGAAAAACAAAGGUAUGAAAAAGAAUUGCCUGGAUGUUCUCAAUUCAAUGUGUAGCAUUGCAACAUGCUCAUCUCUAUCAGCAGGACUGGACUUCUAAAUCCUACCAAAUCCCAUUAAAUGGCUUUGAGAUAAGAAAAGAA
Molecule: messenger RNA, 3495 nt
Organism: Hippoglossus stenolepis (Pacific halibut)
Lineage: Eukaryota; Metazoa; Chordata; Actinopteri; Pleuronectiformes; Pleuronectidae
Gene: rd3
Product: retinal degeneration 3, GUCY2D regulator
Exons: 3
Coding region: 424-1071 (215 amino acids)
Source: RefSeq, a predicted model, not a curated record